AUGGCUUUCGAUCGGGAAAAAGCAGAGGAACGGCGACGUUGGAUCGAAUCCGUGCCGGCGACGUCUUCUGAAGACCUACCUUCGGAUGGGAGUUCGAUGUCUUUCAAGGAUUUUGUCGACGGCGAAAUGAUGCGGUUCGGGCUGUUGGAUUUGCAGGUAAACUUCUUGGGACUGCCAAUUGGAGCCUCCAUAUUGGACUGCCAUUCAUGGAGCCUUCCUAUUUGCAUCAAAAAAAAAUUAAUGACACGAUUAACUGAUUUUCUAUUGAGUUGAGUACUUCAAGCUUCAUUAUUUUAAUACAAUGAAGUUUUCAGAGAAUGACCAAAGUUAUAAGAAGCUUCAAAUUAAUAUUUAGGUGGAGAAUUUCGAAAGGUUUCAUAAGAUUUCUAAUGAAUUAGCUACUGCAAAAAUCUUAUAAUUUAACAAAAAUAAGAAAAAUAAGAACAAAAAUUCCACUGUCAAAUUUAACCAAGCCGCUCCAGUCGAUUUUUUUUUCACAAACAAGCUUAAUUUUCUUUUAAACUCUCAGGCUUAAAGAGUUAAAAACGCUUUUGAAAUCGAUUUUCCGUCCGAAUUAAUUCUUUCUUCUCAAAUUUCGAGUUUCAGAGAUCGAUCCCAAGCGUGGUCGAUGGGCUGAAGCCUUCUCAACGCAAAGUUCUGUACACUUUGUUAAAGCGGGAUAGUGAUAAAGAGAUAAAGGUUCAUUUUAUCUUGUUAAGAAACUCGAGAAAAUUCCGUUUUUUUUUCAAGUUCUUUUUAUUUUUGGAAGUUUAAAGAAGUCCUGUUAUUUUUUUGUUUCGUUUUUUUAAAUAUUCAUUCUCAGGUCUCUCAACUGGCUGGAGCGGUCGCUCACAGUCAGGCCUAUCAUCAUGGGGAGGUGGAUUUUUUUUUUCGAAUUCACUGAAUGGUAAAAUUUAUCAGGAAGCCCUGGUGAACACAAUCGUCCGGAUGGCGCAAAACUUUUGCGGAGCCAAUAAUUUGGCCUUACUGGAACCGAUCGGACAGUUCGGAACGAGGCAUGAAGGAGGACAUGACGCGGCUUCGGCUAGAUAUAUUUUCACCAAUUUGAGGUUUCCAAAUGGGUCCUAAGGGUGGCAAAUCAUGAAAAAUUGGUUGGUUUUUCGAGAAAAUCUUGUCAUCACUAUCUUGCAAGGAAGGUCAUUCUACUUUGCGGUUAGAAAUUUUUUGAAAAUUUGUCAAAACACUCCUAGAGUAACAAAAAAGAAUUCUGAGAACCUCGAGUUACAUAACUUUCUAGUUUUUAAGAAAUGAGGACAUAAAGUCGUAGAAAACCUUCAAAAUCAGUAGAAAAGGCUAUUUUUAAAGAUUCUAGCCUUAUUUAUUGAUAAUUAGAAAGUUAUGCAGAUUUAGACUUUCAAGGCCUUAUUUUGGUAUCUUAAGGGAUAUUGUGACAUACUUUCAGAAAGUAAAACGACCUCCCUCCUUAAAUUAAAAAAUUUUAAUAGUUUUGCUGAGCUUUCUAUAAGUUUUAAUGUUGUUUUAUGGUUAGUUUGAUGAAAAAAAUAUAAAGAAAAUGGGGUUCUAAAUUUUUUUGGACAAGAUCUUCGACCGAAGUGUUUCAAAUAAAAACCAUCAAUUCCGUUUUACGAGAUCACGAAAAUUAUCAUAUUCCUUUUUUUCUGAUUUUCAGUCCCCUGGCAAGAAUCCUCUUCCCUGCCGAAGAUGAUCUUCUCUUGGAACGGCUCCAAGACGACGGCCAACUCGUUGAACCGAAAUGGUCCUUUUUUUUUAAAUAAAAGUGUUUUUUGUGAAAAAAAAAAUAAUGAAAAAAAUUUCAGGCUCUGUCCGAUACUCCCCCUGGUGCUGAUAAACGGCGCCGAAGGAAUCGGGACCGGGUGGGCGACGAAAAUCGCCAAUAGAAAUGUCCAGAACGUCUGUGACGCCGUGAAAAUGAUGAUCGAGAAGGCGGAUCGAGCUGAUGUUGGAGAUUUAUUGGUAAGACUGAGGAGGAAGACAUCAUGAAAAUGGCUUCAAAAAAUUAUGAAAAACUUAGCAUGCAUAGACAAUGUCGAAAAAGGUCAACAAAGACUAGAUAAAUGUUCCUUUUGGGUGAGAAAGGCUCCUUUUUGCCGCAUUUUUGCGCCAUUUCAUCGACUGUUAUGCACCAUUUUUGCUGCCUCUUUUUUGAGCCUUUAAAAUCCCAGAAUAAAAUGGGAGGCUUGAUGAAGGGCCCCUUUUUGCUGCCUUUCUACGGCCUUUUUGAGUCUCUCCCUUUUAGCGGUCAUUAUCCACUACUACGACUUCGCCCUACGGUUUGAAAUUGUGUAACACAUUGAUAAAAUUAUUGAAUAAUUAGUUCUCAUUCUAUCACUUAGUUUCCUGAAGCUUUAAAUUUCUUACUUUUGCUCGAGAUCGUCUCCAAAAAACGCACAACUUUGAAAAAAAAACACUGUUUUCCUUCUCAUGAGGUUUACAAUUUCAGUUACCCCACUAUGAAGGAUUCACCGGCCAAAUCCAGAAAUUGGACUCGAGACGUUAUUUUUCAACAGGAAAAGCUGAAUUCGCCAAAACUUCCCGAAAAAAUGAUCUAUGGUAAGUUUUAUCAAUAAAGACCAACAAAAAAAAAUUUUCCAGUGUGAAUAUAACUGAAUUACCGGUCGGUGUCUGGACCAGUAAGUACAAGGAAAAGUUGAACACGUUUCUAAAAGACGGGUUGAUCGGGUUGGUUUGAAAGUACUUCCAUUCGAAAAAAAUUUUUGAACAUUCAGAGGAUUUUCUGAAUCUCAUACCGAGAAAUCUGUCAGAUUUUCUGUAGAAAUGCUUGGAAAAGCGACAAGAAAUCUGGAUUUGCAACGGUUUUUCAAGCUCCAGUCCACCUUCACUGAACAUUUGGUUUUUCCUUCUCCAUAUUUUAAAAAAGUGACUUUUUCAAGGUCUUAUUCAAUGCUGAAGGGGUUUUAAAACGUUAUCCGAACGUUUUGGAGAUUGCUACGGAGCAUUUUGUGACCAGAAAAGGCCUUUAUGAAAAAAGGAGGGAGUUAUUAUUGAGGGAGAGCUCGGCCAAGUUGAAAUACCUUGAAAAUCAGGUAAAUUUCAAACUUCCAUUGAAAAUUAAUUCGGAUUUCAGGCUCGAUUCGUGGAAAAUUUGGUGAAUGGAUCAUUGAAAGUUACUGGGAGGAAACGAGAAGAAGUCGAGAUUCAAAUGAAGCAAUUUGGCUUUGAAACGAAUCCGGUGAAGAUUCUAAAGAAACAGGUCAGUUUUCGAGUUGAAAAUUUUUUCUCAAAAUUUAGCUCAAAAAAUUAAUUUUUGUGGCGAUUUUCAGUUGCCCAUCGAUCAGCUCGACUUCGCCUAUCUUCUAGAAAUGCCGAUGUCCCGAUUGACAAAAGAAGAAAUCGAGAAACUCGACGAAAAAGCCCAGAAACAACGAAAAGAACGAGACUCCCUGGACAAGAGCCAGUGGCAGCAAACAUGGACCACCGAAAUUGAGAAAUUUGAAAAGUUUUCCCGGUUUUGA
Molecule: messenger RNA, 3476 nt
Organism: Caenorhabditis auriculariae
Lineage: Eukaryota; Metazoa; Nematoda; Chromadorea; Rhabditida; Rhabditidae
Source: the annotation of a GenBank genome assembly